Didymodactylos carnosus is the source of this 1627-nucleotide messenger RNA. NCBI's taxonomy places the organism in Eukaryota, Metazoa, Rotifera, Eurotatoria, Philodinida, Philodinidae. The record is from the annotation of a GenBank genome assembly.
AUGCCCACUUCUGGUUCAGCUUAUACUUAUGUAUAUACAACAGCAGGUGAAUUUUUUGCUUGGAUUGUUGGAUGGGAAUUGUUACUUGAAUAUUUGGUAUCAGCCGCGGCAAUAUCUACUGCAUGGGCCGGCUAUUCAGUACAUUUUGUUCAAAUAACAUGUAAUUAUAUAUUCCCCGCCCGUAUUGUCAAUGCUCCUAUUAAUUUUAAUGAAACUAAUUUCUAUUUCUAUUUAACGGGAAAUAUCAUUAACUUACCAGCUAUUGUCAUUGUUGUAGCACUUACAACAAUGUUGAUGAUUACACCAAAGUAUUCGAUGCGCUUGGUAACAGUAUUUGUUGCUAUUUCAGUUACAAUACUAACAUUGUUUGUAGUUUCAUUAGCCAGAUAUACCGAUCAAAACAAUUAUCAUCCAUUUUUUUCAAAAUAUAAUGGCAAUUUUAACUCGAUCGGCAUAAGUGGUAUGCUUCACGGUACAACAGUGGUGUUUUUUGCUUAUAUUGGUUAUGAUGUCGUCACAACAGCAAGUGAAGAUGCAAAAGAUCCAAAAAAGACAAUUAAAUAUGGUGUUAUGGGAUCGUUACUAAUAUCAACCGUGAUUUAUCUUUUAGUUAUUAUUGUUCUUAUUGGAAUAGUACCUUACACACAAUUAAAUGAUCCUUAUCCAUUGGCUUUUGCUCCUAAUUAUAAUGGAAUGAAAUGGUUGUCUAUUACCAUGGCAGUUGGUGCUGUGUGCUCGACUACAUCAGCUUUGCUAGUUCAACUUAUAGCUCAGCUAAGAAUAUUUGUGGCUAUGGCAAGAGAUAAAUUACUGCCCAAAACGUUAGAAAAUAAAACUUGUAGAACAAUAACAACAGCCGGUGUUGUAAGAGAUAAGAUAAUGGAACAUUCAACAACAACAUUAACAACGGAUUUUUUAAAGUCAACAGUGCCGAGUGAAAAUAAUAGUGUUCAAGCGCUAGAUAAUCGUUAUUAUGCAGAACUACCUUCAGACUUAUCUUCCACAUUAUUCUCUCAAAGUCCUGUUAUACAGCAAGAAUCAGUGGCCACUAAUGAUGAUCAAUUGAUUCUGACAACAACCAGCAAUGUAUGCCCAUUGUCUUUCGAUUCGUAUACACCGAAGUAUGUCCGGACAAAUAAUGCUGAUACAAAACUAGCAACUGUUUCCGAAGUUCGAAUUGAAGAUGCGAUACAUGUAUUAUGGAUUGACAGUGAGAAAGAACAGUAUAAAUCUGCCUGUGACGAAUGGUGUAAGCAAUUAAAACAAUAUCUUAGAUACACAACAUAUAGGAGCACUAGUAUUGGUGAUGAUAAUAAACAAUGUUUAUUAAAAGAAUUAAAAAAUUUGAAAAAUGAAGCAAAAUUAUUUCUCAUUAUGUCCGUCAAUGUAACUGAUUUUAAAAUAAUUCUUGAUUUAAUGAGUGAUUUUAAAUGUAUAAGUUCAAUCUAUCUUUUAUCUGUUGGUUAUGCUGUUGGCAUUCCUACUAAUGAUACGUAUGAUGCUUACUUUGGAAUAUUAAAACUAUUAUAUCCAAAAAUUCGUUGUAUAUUUCAAACAAAAGAAGUGUUGAUGUAUCAGUUUAUAUGCGAAUUAGCUGUUUAUUAUAUUCACGUAGGUGAUAAGUAUA